AUGCCGAACUGCGGAGCGUGCGGCAGAUUUUUAUCGCCGGUAGGCGCCGCCACAUGCGGGGACUGCUUAAUAAAAUAUCAUCGGGUCUGCGCGAAUAUUUCUGAAAAAGCCCAAAUUAGCAAGGACUGGGUUUGCUCAAAUUGCAAAAAGGAUUCGCGCAGGGGCGAUAACAGACAGACACCAGUGAAACGCUCAAGUGGUACCGAGAUUUCGGCAGUAUCGUCGCGGGGGCUGUCGCCGUCUUCUCAUCGCGUACUCGCUUCGGAUUCGCGUCAAUUUGGUGAGGACGUAGGAGACCAUACGGACGUCGGUGGUCUGCGAGAAUUUUUCCGGGAAUUCAAGGAGGGCAUGGAAGAGAUUCGCGAUUUCAGGAGGGAGAUGGCGAAGCUUCGAGAGUCUUUCACGGCCUAUACCGAGCGCUUGGAUGGCCUCGAGCGGCGACUGGAGGCGGUGGAGAAGCGGCGGGAUGGGGGCGACUCCGCCCGUGUAGCUGAGCUGAAGAGCGCCGUCUCGGGACUCAAACAGGAGCUCAACGACAGGGAGCAGGAAAUGCUUCUCUCCGACUUGGAGAUCGGUCAUCUUCCGGAGGAGAGGGGGACGAGUGUGUUCCAGGCGGUGGCGGUCCUCGCUGGGAGGCUGGGCGUCACACUGGAGGAGCGGGAUGUGGUGUUCGCGGAGCGGGUGGGUCCGACACCGGCGGAGAAGGAGGGGCGGCCGAGGCGCAUGGUGGUGCGCCUGGCUCGUCGGCAGCUGCGUGACGACCUGCUGCAAGCUGCGCGCGUACGCCGAGCUGGCCUAGCAUCCGCUACCGUCCAAAUCGUCAGCUUUUUCGCCGCGUCCGGGAGGAGAGUCGUCGGCUGCAAUGGCGCUACACCUGGACGAGAGGCGGCCGCAUUUUCGCUAAGCAGAGGGACGGGAAGCCUGUGUUUCGAUUCCGUACAGACGAGGACAUCGUCCAGGCGUUCGGCCCGGGGUGCGGUGGAAGUGCCUUUCCUCCCAAAUCAUUCUACGAUCGCUCCAUACUACUCAGAACGCGAGAUCUAA
Diatraea saccharalis (sugarcane borer) is the source of this 1044-nucleotide messenger RNA. The record is from the annotation of a GenBank genome assembly. Lineage: Eukaryota; Metazoa; Arthropoda; Insecta; Lepidoptera; Crambidae.